AUGGAGGAUCAAAAGCAUACAACAGAUUUUACGAUUGAGAUAGAUAACUUCUCCCAGAGGAAAACUAUGAUAUCAUCACCAAACUUCUUAAGCGGCGGCUGCGAAUGGUACGUUAAGGUUUUGCCCAAAGGAGAUUGUAUUAAUGAUCGGCACGUGCAUAUAUACCUCUGCGUUGGAAAUCCUGAAUCAUUACGACCUGGAUGGAAAAUACGAACUAGAAAUUCAUUCGUUGUGUUGAAUCAAUCAGGCAAAGAGCUCUACAGAUUAGAAGGGUUUUUAUUGGACAAGAAUAAACUGACUUUGAAAGUCCAAGUAAAAGUAGUUGAAGUUGUUGAUGAAGGAGAGGUAACUGGGAAUGAGAUGUUGGAGUUCAAGGGUUUCCAAGUUCCUUAUUCCAAGGUGUCCUCGUUGACUAGGCUUUUCAAGGAUCACCGGAACAUUGCCAAGAAUUUCAGAGAAAAGGACCAGUUGGUGAAGACAUCAUAUAUGAUCGACCUCCUGGAUCUCAUCGAGACACUGAACAAGCCUCCAUAUAGCUUAUCUGAGACUGAGCUAAGAAACGCUCUAAGGAAGUUGAUGGAGCUAAAAGAAGUGGGCUUCAAAGUAAACUGGUUGAAGAAAAAACAUGAUGAGAUCCAAAAACGUGAGUCCAACAAGACUAUGAUAUCUGACCUGAAUAAGGGGACCAAGGCUAUUUGGCUUGAUGGUGUUGUUCACUCUUGGAAAGUAAGAGUGAGGGGUUUGGUGAUGUUGCAAGUGAUCAAAACACCAGGGAAGCAAAUGUUUCUGCAAAUUGAGCUUACAGUAAGAGAAGUAGAACUCAUGGAGUACGGUUUACGGACAUGA
Molecule: messenger RNA, 846 nt
Organism: Eutrema salsugineum
Lineage: Eukaryota; Viridiplantae; Streptophyta; Magnoliopsida; Brassicales; Brassicaceae
Product: MATH domain and coiled-coil domain-containing protein At2g42460
Exons: 5
Coding region: 1-846 (281 amino acids)
Molecular function (GO): protein binding
Source: RefSeq, a predicted model, not a curated record